CAUUAAGGACGUACAUAUUAUCGUUCAUCGCACAUAUAUCGCGUAGAUAAAGUGUUUCUCCGCUCAGAUGCGUACGAGACGCGCGAGUGUAACCACUACAGAUCACUACUCUGUAAUCCUUUCUCCAACGUGUAGUACAAGACAUACGUGGCCACCACACAUUUUAAUUGAAGAGUACCUAAAAGUGAGAAAAAAAUGACCGAUAUCAAUCCGGAAAUUCUAAAGGUAUUCGGGUUCUGGGGCAGUAUAUUGGUCCUAAAAUUACUAGCAAUGGUGCCAUUAACUGUACGUCAACGAUAUCGCAAACAGGUAUUUGCUAAUGCCGUCGAUUUUGCCCCGUCAUCAAAAGCGAAGGUGGCAUUCGAUGAUCCGGAUGUAGAGCGUGUAAGAAGAUCUCACUUAAACGAUUUGGAGAACGUUGUGCCGUGGUUCAUAAUGACGUACAUCUGGCUGAGCACUGGACCUUCGAUACUAUUGGCGAAGGUGCUGAUACGAACCUUCGUACUUUCUCGAAUAAUCCAUACUCUGUCGUAUGCGGUUAUGUCACAACAACCCACAAGAGGUAUAGCUUUCUUCGUUGGAUACGGUAUUAUCUGCUUUGAGGCGAUUGCGUCGCUAUUACAUUACUUGUAAUUUUUCCGUGCAACUAUUCAACAGAAGAUGGUAUAAUGAACUUAGCAGGUUGAACAGAAAUAGUGGGAUUUACAUAUGGAAUCAAGAAUGAAAUUAUUACUCCUCGCAGGCUUAUAGACGAAGUUUGUAAUUAAUAAAAUCGUAUCUUUAACGAUUUUUUUACAAAUGUAAUAUUUCAAAGUAUACAUAUAAUCAUACAUGUAUGUUUUUUUAAUAUACGUAAAUAUACUGAUAUUCAGAUAUUGAAACGAA
This is a messenger RNA of Odontomachus brunneus, 885 nucleotides long. Its product is annotated as microsomal glutathione S-transferase 1-like. The coding region runs from base 196 to 633 and encodes 145 amino acids. Gene Ontology annotation, cellular component: membrane. Lineage: Eukaryota; Metazoa; Arthropoda; Insecta; Hymenoptera; Formicidae. The transcript has 2 exons. The record is from RefSeq and is a predicted model, not a curated record.